Liolophura sinensis is the source of this 5239-nucleotide messenger RNA. Its product is annotated as diacylglycerol kinase beta-like. Bases 247 to 3045 code for a protein of 932 amino acids. Gene Ontology annotation, cellular component: plasma membrane. Gene Ontology annotation, molecular function: ATP-dependent diacylglycerol kinase activity; calcium ion binding. Gene Ontology annotation, biological process: phospholipase C-activating G protein-coupled receptor signaling pathway. Lineage: Eukaryota; Metazoa; Mollusca; Polyplacophora; Chitonida; Chitonidae. The transcript has 28 exons. The record is from RefSeq and is a predicted model, not a curated record.
GUUUCGCCGAUGCUGUCGCAAAAGUGGAUGAAAAAAAAAAGCCCGUUCAUAUUCUCACGGAAUACUAGAUUCAGCCAGAUGGGAUGAGGCGGUUACCCAGUGUUUACAGACCCAUGUCUCACUAGAUUACCAGUGAGAACCGUUCACCUGGAUUAUACCUGUCCAUGUUCAUGGCAAACCUACGCUCGUUAAGUUUCUGCCAGUGAUCAGUAGGACAAUUUUUAGCAGCAGGUGAACUCUGCAGACAUGGCCAUGGGUUACCAGUGGCAGAAACUCAGCCCAUCCGAGUUCCAUCAACUCCAGGAAUACACAUCUUACUCCUCUAAGAAACUCAAAGAUGUAUUGGAAGAAUUUAAUGGAGAUGGAAUCUUGUCUCGCUAUAACCCAGAAGAGCCCAUCGAUUAUGAAGGGUUUGCCUUGUUCAUGGAAACCUAUAUGGAAGCCAAACUGCCCGAGGAUCUAUGCAAACACUUGUUCUUAUCGUUCCUGAAGACACCUACAGAUGGAAGCUCAAAUCUUGGUAAGGAGAAGAUGCGCGAUGGUGUUAUGGUGCUAUCCCAGUCAUGUGGUCCCAUGAUGCACACGGCAGGCGAUUCGCAUCAUGAGAAAUCUGAAAAACAUCAUGGACUCCUCGCCGAGAAAUUGCACGGAUUAACCGAAAAAUUACACGGCCUUGGCCACCUAGGUGGUGGUGAGAAGGGGCACAGUCGUCAUGAUAGCAGCGGGGGUGACUCUGGCAAGAGAAGCCGGGCAGGUUCAGCUUCUGCAGCCAGUCACCCCUCCAUGGCAGUGUCCAGCCCAGCCCUGGUCGAAAAGGUGGAAGAAGUCACAGACACAUCAAACCAUUCUCGCUCCUCGUCCAAAAAGUCUAACCACAGCAUACAUAGCGUUCACAACGGGCAUGCUAUAGACAGCACAGAUCCCUGGGUGCGCCAGUCUAAUCCCUCCCUUCUUAAAUCAGGCGGCAUUGAUCUGAAACUCGUGAAGACGCGGAGCUCCAGUCUGGAUGUAAAGACAGGCCACAUCUACCUGAAAGAUCUGGUCUGUUACCUGUCCCUACUGGAGGCUGGCCGUCCUGAGGACAAACUGGAGUUUAUGUUUCGGCUCUAUGAUACUGAUGGAAAUGGAAUUCUAGAUGCAACUGAGAUAGACUGUAUAGUGAACCAAAUGAUGUCAGUGGCUGAGUACUUAGGCUGGGAUGUCUCAGAGCUGAAGCCUAUCUUACAAGAUAUGAUGAUAGAGAUAGACUAUGAUGCUGAUGGGACCGUGUCUCUAGAAGAGUGGAAGAAGGGUGGUCUGACCACAAUACCCCUCCUGGUUCUCCUGGGGUUAGACACUCUGCAGAAUGUGAAGGAUGAUGGCACCCAUGUGUGGAGACUCAAACAUUUUAGCAAACCAGCCUACUGCAAUCUCUGUCUCAACCUCCUGGUGGGCCUAGGCAAACAAGGGCUCUGUUGUACAUUUUGUAAAUAUACUGUUCACGAGAGAUGUGUCCAAAGAGCCCCUGCCUCUUGUAUUACGACGUACGUCAAGUCGAAGAAAACGUCACAAGUAAUGAAUCAUCACUGGGUGGAAGGCAAUUGUCCAGGAAAAUGUGAUAAGUGUCGCAAAUCAAUUAAAACAUAUAAUGGAGUUACAGGCCUGCACUGCAGAUGGUGUCAUGUUACAUUACACAAUAAGUGUGCCUCACAGGUGAAGCCAGAAUGUGACCUGGGUGAGUUCCGGGACCACAUCCUGCCCCCUACAGCCAUCUGCCCUGCCGUACUGUCAUUUGGCCAAGGAGAAACAGAGCGGCAGCGCACAGUUGGUGAAAAGGGAAAAAAUGAGAAAAGAGGUUUGACAAGAAAUGAUUCAACUAAUUUUGACAGCCAAAUGGUAAAUGGUCAAAGUUCAUUUCAGAUCACACCCUUAGAUAACUCCCAUCCAUUACUUGUAUUUAUAAACCCUAAAAGUGGCGGAAAACAAGGCACAAAGAUGCUACGAAAGUUUCAGUACUUGCUCAAUCCCCGUCAAGUGUAUGACUUAAUGAAAGGUGGACCCAUGCCAGGAUUACAGUUUUUCAAUGAUGUUCCCAAUUGUCGGAUAUUGGCUUGUGGCGGUGAUGGAACAGUUGGCUGGUUGCUGGACUCCUUAGAUAAAAUGACCUACACGGUGCAGCCUGCAGUGGCAGUGUUACCUUUGGGGACAGGCAAUGACCUGGCUAGGUGUCUGCGCUGGGGAGGAGGCUAUGAAGGUGACAAUUUAGCAAAAAUUUUACACAAAAUAGAACACAGCACACAAGUAAUGAUGGACCGGUGGCAGAUAGAAUUCUCUAAACCAGAUGAUGUGGAGGAGGAACAGGGGGACCCUAUUCCCAGUAACAUCAUCAACAACUACUUCUCUGUUGGUGUGGAUGCGUCAAUUGCUCACAGAUUUCAUUUAAUGAGAGAAAAACAUCCUGAAAAAUUCAACAGCAGGAUGAAGAACAAAUUGUGGUAUUUUGAGUUUGGGACCUCGGAGACAUUUGCAGCAACCUGUAAAAAUUUACAUGAAGAUAUUGACAUUAUGUGUGAUGGUGUUUCACUAGACCUAGCCAAUGGACCCUCAUUGGAAGGCAUAGCUCUGUUAAAUAUCCCCAGUAUUUAUGGAGGUUCCAACCUAUGGGGUGAAAACCCAAGCCAGAAAAAACGAAAGAAAGCUCAGAAAGGAAAGAAAGAUAAAGACAAAGAGUAUUCAACUAGUAGCAUGUCGUCUGCCGAACUCACUAGAGCUGUUCAAGGUAUGUGUAUCCCAGAUAUCGGUGACCGGCUGAUAGAAGUGGUGGGGCUGGACAACUCUAUGCAUGUAGGACAGGUUUAUGCAGGCCUUCGGGCUUCUGGACGGCGACUGGCUCAGUGCUCAUCGGUCGUCAUCAGGACCCGCAAGCGUUUCCCCAUGCAGAUAGACGGAGAACCUUGGUUACAGCCCCCAUGCACUAUCUCAAUUACUCACAAGAACCAAGCUCCAAUGUUGAUGUGUCCACCCUCCAACAAGAAGAACUCUCUGUUCAAACUGUUCAAGCGAUGACAGAUUUCCAGUCAUGCGAAUAUCUACAACCAGUGAGAUCACAGUUUUGCAAUCAGUGCAGAAAGCUGUCCCACCCUCUAUCGUCGUAGCAACAGAAUGGAUAACACAAGUGGUCCUGGGAUGAGUGUACAUGUACUAAGGCUAUAAUCAUGUAAUCACAAUUCUGUGUAUUAAUUUAUUGUUGAUGAAUAUUUAAAAGUUGUAGUAAGUUGUUUUGGGUUUUUUUUUUUCCACAGUUGCCAUGAUCAUCAGAACAAACCUGUUCAUUGAUCAAUUAAGCAUUCAUUUCACUGAUACUUUAUCUGCAGAUGGAUCCAAAAGUCAGCAAAUUCUUCCCUGAAUCAGAUGCAGCUUUUACGUUGUUUUGAAGUGAUAGGUUGACUUUUUUCAAGUGUAAAAUUUGUUAAACAAAUAGAUGAUGGUUUAAAAUGUUUUGCCUUCCACUGAUGUGUUUAAGCGCUGAGGUCAGCAACUCAGCAUUUGGACUGAUUUCCCACAACUUUCAACUGUCACAAUGAUCAUUAGUUGUGUGUCAACUUAAUAGUGGAGGGCUUCUAACCAGUGUACAUGUAUGUGUACUCCAUUGAGACUCCAUUCUAACCCCAGUUAACUGACACACACCAUACCUUGUCUCUUGCAAACCCGCCUUCAGUUUUAAGUAUGGAAUUUUGCCUCAUGUUGCCAGGAGUAGCCUACCCUUUUUAUAUGUUUGGUUACUAUGGUAACCAUGUGGUAUGCAUGGCAGCCAUCUUGUUUUUGCUCACUUUCUCAGUUCAAUUCAUGAUGAAAAGUUAUUUGUAGAAUGUCAGGGAUAUUUGUUGGAUUUAUAUUUGAACUGUUACAAUUGUUACACGUCUGGCAACUUCCAUGUUCGGAUGUUUCUAAGUGAUCCGUUUAGACCUGGGCUUGAUUCUGUGUUGUUGUUCUCCUUUUUUUUUGUAUCAGAUAUUUACAUAUACAAGUUUGUAGCAACUUCUACAAUUAUAACCAAUAUAACUAAUAUGUCUUACCAAACCAUACAAUAUUAUAGCAUACAUAUUUUUAAAUAUUUUGUACCUUGGUGAUUAUGAUGUGUAUUAUUAUGAUUUAUAGUCUCCUUCCCUAUGUAAGAUAUGUGUAAUUGGGGGUGAAAAUCCUUGACAUCAACAUGCAUCCUCAACUGUUCUAAUUUCACUAAAAUAGGACUAAAGCAGCUGUAUUUCCAUGAAUCCAGAAUGGGAUUUGUAUUAUCAACAUUAAUGUCCACAAUAUACGAUGGUAAAGUGUACAUGAACCAUAAAUAGCCAUGAAGUUUCAUAAAACUGCAUAAACUGUUGGAGAACAUUCUAGUGUCUGAGCAGCAAGUUCAUGAUCUGUCACAAGAGCAUUGUGUUAUGGAAUACCUUCAGAGAAUUAAUGAUCAUGAUAUUGGAUGAGGUUAUAAUACAAGUGUGACAUGAUCGUCAUGUAACUAAGUCAUCAUUGAAAAAUUCUGACAUAUUUAGGCCACCAGUAACACAGUCACCACAUAACUACAUGUAGGACGUAGGUCACCAGGUCAUGAAAUAACUAGGUCACAAGACAAUAUGGUUUUUUACCAGUAUUAAAUAAAGGCCAUGUCUGAUACCAUGUCUGAUACAUGACCAUACCAUGCACAUGGUCUUCUGGUACACAUGACCGUGUCAUGCACAUGGUCCUCUGGUACACAUGACCGUGUCAUACACAUGGUCUUCUGGUACACAUGACUGUGUCAUGCACAUGGCCGUCUGGUACACAUGACCAUGUCAUGCACAUGGCCAUCUGGUACACAUGACCAUGUCAUGCACAUGGCUGUCUGGUACACAAGGUUAUCUGGAGCUUAUUACAUGCUUGUAAAACCUUCCUUACACUUCACCUCUUGACAUAGAUGCCCUUGUAAUGUUGGUAGCUUGAUCACCUGACCUGUUGCAUAUGACAGACAGUAGUUCAUACCAUUUGUGACCAGUUUUAAUACUGAUGUGUAUUGCCAGGCAGUUAACACAUAAUCUCCAGUCAGUAACCUAUAAUAUAUGACCUGUUCUGCAGCAUAGACCUUGAUGUAAUACAACGCAAAAUCGUUAGCUUUCCAUCUGAAAACUACUGGGACAGUCAACAUAGUCUAAGGUAGCUGGAUAUAAGGAAGAUAUCCUCAGUAUGUUCAUUCAGCCUUUUACCCUACCCCCUUCCCCCCUCCCAC